This is a messenger RNA of Entrophospora candida, 771 nucleotides long. The record is from the annotation of a GenBank genome assembly. Lineage: Eukaryota; Fungi; Glomeromycota; Glomeromycetes; Entrophosporales; Entrophosporaceae.
AUGUCAUCAUCAUCAUAUAUCAAUAACACACGUCGUCGUUCUACACCUUCGUUUUUCAUUGAUUCUAUUAGUGAAGAAGACAUAAAAUUACUUUUAUCUUCAAAAACUCCAAAUAUUAUUUCAAAACGUCGUGGAUCGGCUGUCUCUAUUAACUCUAUAACAUCAACUACAAGAAGAAAUUCAAUUCCUCCAAUUGACAUUUGUGUAAGAGAAAUAGAAAAAGAAGGAUUGAAAGCGAUUUUAAAUUCCAAAAUACCAUUAUUUUAUUUCUUGUAUUCAUUAUUGGAAGAAUAUUCGUCAGAAAAUCUAUUUUUUUUCCUAAAAGUUGAACAAUAUGAAUCAAAACAAUAUGAUAACUCAACGCAACAAUUGGUAAUGGCUCAACAAAUUUUUGACACAUAUUUAACAAGAAAUUCACAGUUUGAAGUGAAUAUAGAUGACAGAGUACGUAAAUUAACAAUUGCAGCAAUAAAAUCUGAGCGUGAUUUAAGAUAUUGUUUUCGUGAUGCUAAACAAGCAGUAUUUGUAUUAUUAGAGAAUAGUUUUUCUAGAUUCAUUAGAAGUAAUCUAGCUGAUACCAUGAGGAAAGAAAUUGGCGAACAUACCGCUCAUUAUUCUAAUGAAGCUCGGGAGCUUUCUGUUGAGAGAAACAACAGCAACAGUAAUAUUUAUGCUGGUGCAAAUGGAAAGAAACAGGAAUUAAAGUAUAAAAAGACAAAGGAUUUAAAAGAUCAUUUAAUAAGAAACUUUAGUUCAAAAAAUCAAAUUUAA